Messenger RNA from Anopheles marshallii, 291 nucleotides. It is a transcript of the gene Spase12, whose product is annotated as signal peptidase complex subunit 1. Gene Ontology annotation, cellular component: endoplasmic reticulum membrane; signal peptidase complex. NCBI's taxonomy places the organism in Eukaryota, Metazoa, Arthropoda, Insecta, Diptera, Culicidae. Bases 1 to 291 code for a protein of 96 amino acids. The transcript has 3 exons. The record is from RefSeq and is a predicted model, not a curated record. Gene Ontology annotation, biological process: protein targeting to ER.
AUGCUGAAUAUCGCUACACAUAUGGACUUUGAGGGCCAAGGAAGGGCCGAGAAGCUUUCCCGCAUCAUCAUUACGCUGUUCGGUACGGUAGGACUAGUGUGGGGCUACAUUAUCCAGCAAUUUUCUCAAACGGUGUACAUUCUCAUUGCCGGAGUUUUGCUGGCUUCGAUUCUCACCAUUCCACCAUGGCCAAUAUAUCGUAAGAAGCCCCUAAACUGGCAAAAGCCUCGCCCCGAUCCGCAAACAACGCAGAGCUCAUCGGAUGAAACUAAAAAGAAAAAGAAAAACUAG